Dujonia railenensis is the source of this 2712-nucleotide messenger RNA. The record is from the annotation of a GenBank genome assembly. NCBI's taxonomy places the organism in Eukaryota, Fungi, Ascomycota, Pichiomycetes, Serinales, Debaryomycetaceae.
AUGUCACUCCAGGAUCUCAUUCCGGUAGUUAAUAAACUUCAAGACAUUGUAACCACCACUCAGCUUGCUGACUUGGACUUACCGAUCUUGGCUGUUGUUGGCUCGCAGUCUUGCGGUAAGUCUUCAGUGUUGGAAAAUAUCGUAGGUAAGGACUUUUUACCAAGAGGAACUGGAAUUGUUACUCGUAGACCGUUAGUGUUACAGUUGAUCCACGUAAACCCAGAAGAUAUCCCAGAUGACUCUCAUUCGUCGUCUGUCACUGGGUCUAUGUCGUCUGAUUUACGCGACGAAAGCUCGUCUUCGUUUUCCAAGUCUUCCACUCCCAUGUCCACUCAGUCCAUGGCUUCAGCCAACGACGAUUCCAACGACGAUACCGAAAUAAAUUUGGAAGACCACUUGAGACGCCAUUUGAAUGGUGGUAGAGCCGAAAAGAAAACCUCAUGGGGUGAAUUCUUGCAUUUGCCUAACAAGAAAUUUUACAAUUUCAAUGAUAUCAGGAACGAAAUCGCCAAUGAAACUUCCAGGAUAGCCGGACAGAAUAAGGGUAUAAGCAGACUCCCAAUCAACUUGAAGAUAUACUCUGACAAAGUUCUUAAUUUGACUUUGGUGGAUUUGCCUGGCUUAACCAAGAUUCCAAUUGGCGAUCAACCAACUGACAUCGAAAGACAAACUAGGAAUUUAAUAUUGGAGUAUAUUCUGAAGCCCAACUGUAUCAUAUUGGCUGUGUCACCUGCUAAUGUGGACUUGGUUAAUUCCGAGUCUUUAAAAUUAGCAAGACAGGUGGAUCCACUGGGAAAGAGAACUGUAGGAAUAUUAUCUAAAUUAGACUUAAUGGAUCAAGGAACCAAUGCCUUAGAUAUCUUGAAGGGAAAUAUAUACCCUUUGAAGUUGGGAUUUAUUGGUAUAGUGAACAGAUCUCAACAAGACAUUGCUGAUAAUAAGUCGUUGGACGACUCAUUAUUCUCCGAGCAGCAGUUCUUCAUAAACCAUCCAGCCUAUCGCCUGAUUCUGAACAAAUGUGGUACGAAAUUCUUGUCGCAGACAUUGAAUAAGAUUUUAAUGAAUCAUAUCAGAGAUAGAUUGCCAGAUAUUAAGGCCAAAUUAAACACAUUAAUGGGACAAACAGAACAAGAAUUGGCUAGCUAUGGAGAAAUUCCAUUGGGAUUAGAAAAUACCAAAGAAAGUAGAGGAGCAUUAGUUUUGUCUUUAAUGACUAAAUUUGCUAACUCUUUCGUAAACUCUAUUGAUGGGACUUCCAUGAACGAAAUCUCUACCAAAGAAUUGUGUGGAGGUGCAAGGAUAUAUUACAUUUACAAUGAAGUAUUUGGCUCACAAUUAGCAUCCAUAAACCCUACUUAUAAUUUAUCAAUCCAUGAUAUUAGAACUGCCAUUAGAAACUCAACUGGACCAAGACCUUCAUUGUUUGUACCAGAGUUAGCAUUUGAUUUGUUAGUUAAGCCGCAGAUCAGUUUAUUACAACAACCAAGUCAUAGAUGUGUUGAAUUAGUGUAUGAAGAGUUAAUGAAGAUUGUUCACAACGUGUGCUCUUCAGAGGGUUCAAAUACUGUCUCUUCGGGAACUGGUUCUUCAUUAGGGUCCAUUGCACUUGAACUCAAUAGAUUUCCUAAGUUACAAAGUAAGUUGAUUGAAGUUGUUUCUGAUUUGCUUAGAGAAAGGUUGGGACCUACCAUUAAGUACGUCGAGUCUUUAAUUGAGAUACAUAGGGCUUACAUCAACACCAAUCAUCCUAAUUUUGUUGGAGCAGCAAAGGCUAUGAGUAUUGUCGUUGAAGAGCGUCAGAAGCAAAAGGAAUUAGAACUGAGAGCAAAGUUAAGAUUGGCCAGCGAAAGAUUGUUAAACAAUAAAAAAUCACGUAAGGGUCAACAUGAGGAUAUUGCCGAGGAAGAAAAUGGAAGUGAAGAAGAUGCUAAUGAAGAUGAGGUGGAAGAUAUCAAUCAGGUUGAUGACGAAAUAAAACCACCAGCCAAGCAUAUUAGAAGUGAUUCUAACAAGACGACUUAUUCAAUUAAAUCGGAAUCUGCACCAAAUUUACCAAUUGCUGGCCAUACAAACUAUUAUGCUACCAGAGCUAGCAGCUCUACUAGCAAUGGUACACCAAUUUCUAAUGGUGGAGAAUCUUACUUAAACUAUUUCUUUGGAAAAGACCCAAUUACUCAUCAACAACACUUGCAAGCACAGGCUCAAUUGAACCCAACACCAUUCAAAUUCCCUCAACACCAAGAACCCAGCUUACAAUUUAAUACUGAAACACAUAUGUACAACGGAGGUAGCCAUUCACCUAUUCCAAAUGGAUUCCAUUCGGAAUCUCACACAGGUUUACAAUCCGACUUCAAAUCCAUGCAAUUGCAUGAAGAACAACACAUGUUAGAAAAUAUCCAAGCCGAGGACUCCUUAGGUGAGUUAAAUGAAAGAGAACAAUUGGAGUGUGAGUUAAUCCGCAGGUUGAUAGUAUCAUAUUUUGGUAUUGUAAGAGAAAUGAUUCAAGAUCAAGUUCCAAAGCUGAUUAUGUGUUUAUUAGUUAACUACAUUAAGCAACACAUUCAAAACAGAUUGGUUGUUAAGUUGUAUAACGACGAUUUAUUUGAUGAGUUAUUGGAAGAAGAUUCCAACAUUCAAAUUGAAAGAGAAAAGUGUAUGGAAAGUUUAAAGACUUACAGAAUGGCAUCCAGGAUUAUAAGUGAUGUUGUAUAA